CUUUCCCGCCAUGUCGUUUGUGGGGAGCGGGAGGUAUGUAGGUCCGCGGAGCCGCCGGCUGGGCACCCCGGUCCCUCUCUCUCGGCCUUUGAAUUCCAUCUUCACUCAGGGGGAGAGUUGGGGUGAGGGAGAAGUCGACCUAGAGGAAGGAGCCGAUCAAGUGGCCCGCGACUUGAGGGCGGAGUUCUCGGCCGGGGUUUCGUCCGAGCCCAUAAGGGGCCGGUUGGUCCCGCCUGGCGGGGAUGCGUCGCCGGUCCUCCCGGACAAACGCAACGGCAUCUUCCCUGCGGCUGCGGGCAGCCGAAUCCCGUCUCGCGGGUGGCCCGUCCAGGUUCUCUCUAUUCUCUGUUCGCUGCUGUUCGCCGCCGUCCUCGCUUUCUUCCUGGCCAUCGCCUACCUGGUCGUUAAAGAGUUGCAUGCUGAAAAUUUGAAAACUGAAGAUGUAGAUACUGGGCUGUUAGGAUUCUGGACUCUCCUUAUAAUAUCCCUAACUGCUGGGUUCUCGUGUUGUAGCUUUUCUUGGACAGUGACGUAUUUUGAUUCUUUUGAACCGGGAAUGUUUCCUCCUACUCCUCUUUCACCUGCCAGGUUCAAACAGUUAGGACUGGAAUUGAUAAAUGAUCAGUUACAACAGAGGAAGAACAGUAUAUAUCUGCCCAAAGAACUCCACAGAAGAAUUCUGGAGCAGACCAAUGAACAAACAACUGAAACAACACAAGAACCUCCUAAGAAACAGGAAGACUAGCAAGAUGUCAAGUAUGUCAUACCAAAGAAGAUAGGAAACAAAACACAUGCUAUCAGUGUAAGCAAUACUUGUGUAUGGAACAUGCUGUUCUCAUCUGUGAAAACUGCCUUAGGUGUGAUAAUUGAAGUAAAGAUUAGUUUUGCGGUAGAAUUUAUUUGUAUUUUCAUUGUAGCUCACACGCUGUUACUUUUUAGAUUUAGUAAGCAAACAGUUGAUGUUGAAAAUGCUGAUGUUCUAAACACUCAUUACAUAUUAAAAACUUAAUAUUUUAUUUU
Molecule: messenger RNA, 1020 nt
Organism: Heterocephalus glaber (naked mole-rat)
Lineage: Eukaryota; Metazoa; Chordata; Mammalia; Rodentia; Bathyergidae
Gene: Arl6ip6
Product: ARF like GTPase 6 interacting protein 6
Source: RefSeq, a predicted model, not a curated record